Molecule: messenger RNA, 7396 nt
Organism: Psammomys obesus (fat sand rat)
Lineage: Eukaryota; Metazoa; Chordata; Mammalia; Rodentia; Muridae
Gene: Synm
Product: synemin
Exons: 4
Coding region: 93-4751 (1552 amino acids)
Biological process (GO): fast-twitch skeletal muscle fiber contraction; intermediate filament cytoskeleton organization
Cellular component (GO): sarcolemma; costamere; neurofilament cytoskeleton
Molecular function (GO): structural constituent of muscle; structural constituent of cytoskeleton; vinculin binding
Source: RefSeq, a predicted model, not a curated record
CAGCGGCAAGGCGGGCGCGGCGGGCUUGGAGGGGACAAGAUCAGGGCAGGAGGCAAGCGGUAUAUCGAAAAGAGCCCCGUACACCCAGCGAGAUGCUGUCCUGGCGACUGCAGACCGGCUCGGAAAAGGCCGAGCUUCAGGAGCUCAAUGCCCGGCUCUACGACUACGUGUGCCGGGUGCGGGAGCUGGAGCGCGAGAACCUGCUGCUGGAGGAGGAGCUGCGCAGCCGGCUGAGCCGGGAGGACCGCUGGGCCGAGGAGCAGGCGCGCUUCGCCGACGAGGCGCGCGGCUUGCGCCAGCAGCUGGACGAACUAAGCUGGUCCACAGCGCUGGCCGAGGGCGAGCGCGACGCGCUGCGGAGGGAGCUGCGGGAGCUGCAGCGGGAGGGCGCGGAGGCCAGCGCUGCCCGCAGCCGCCUGGAUGCCGAGCUGGGAGCCCAGCGGCGGGAGCUGGAGGAGGCGCUGGGCGCGCGCGCCGCCCUCGAGGCGCUGCUCGGCCGGCUGGAGGCCGAGCGCCUCGACCUGGAAGCCUCCCACGAGCGACAAGUGCGGGAUCUGCGCGCCCGCGCCGCCAGCCUCACCAUGCACUUCCGAGCCCGCGCCACCACCGGCCCCGCCGCGCCCCCGCCGCGCCUGCGGGAGGUGCACGACAGCUACUCGCUGCUGGUGGCGGAGUCGUGGCGGGAGAGCGUGCAGCUGUACGAGGACGAGGUGCGCGAGCUGGAGCAGGCGCUGCGCCGCGGCCAGGAGAACCGGCUCCAGGCGGAGGACGAGGCGCGGCUUUGCGCGCAGGAGGCAGACGCGCUGCGGAACCAGGCGCUGGAGUUGGAGCGGCUGCGCGCGCGCCUGGAGGAUGAGCUGCUGAGGAUGCGCGAGGAGUACGGGAUCCAGGCCGAGGAGCGGCAGAGGGUGAUUGACUGCCUGGAGGAUGAGAAGGAAGCCCUCACCUUGGCCAUGGCUGACCGGCUGCGGGAGUACCAGGAGCUCUUGCAGGUGAAGACAGGCCUCAGCUUGGAGGUGGCUACCUACAGGGCCUUGUUGGAAGGAGAAAGCAAUCCGGAGAUACUGAUCUGGACUGAGAACAUUGAAAACGUGCCACAAGAGUCCAUAAACACAUCCCAUCGUUAUACCAACUCAAUAUUACAGAGGAAGAAUGAGAAAAAUCUCUUCCCAAGGCAGAAAACACCUUGGGCAGCUGUAAAUCAUGACUUGGCUUUGCAUUCUAACAGGCCAGGGCACCUUGAAUCACAGACAACCACAGCUGUUGGAAGUGUUGCCAGAAGGGGGUUCCUAACCUCUGGGUAUUCUCCCUCAGUUACAACCCUGCAGCAAAAGUCCCUCGAGCAAACGGUCAGCAGUCAAACCAGUUUCAGGCCUGUUGCUCCAACCCACGGCCUUCUAAGAAACACAGAUGCUCAAGUGAAAACAUUCCCGGAUAGACCCAAAGUUGAAGGCACCAGGGACACCCCCACCCGGCGGGCCACGGAGUCCAUUGUUGCCAGAGAGUCCUACAAAGAUCACCGAGGCAAUGUGGUGGCAGGUGCUGGGAACAGCACUCAGCCAAAUGAGAGGACUGUCAUUGUGGGAAAGAAAGUAGAGGUGAAAGCCACUAAGGAACAAGAAAGGGACAGAUUAGGGGUCACCAAACUAAAGCCAGAGGAGAAAAUGUUUGAUUCCAAAGAGAAGGCUUCCGAGGAGAGAAACCUGAGAUGGGAGGAACUGACCAAGUUAGACAGAGAAGCAAGAAAGAGAGAAAGCCAGCAGAUGAGGGACGAGGCCAAAGGGAAGGAAGCACCGAAGGAGAGAAGUGUGAAGGAAAGGGAAGUGCCCAUCAGUCUCGAAGUAUCCCAGGGCAGCAGAACAGAGGUGUCCACAGUCCGCUUACAGUCACCUGGAAGGAAGGAAGCUGGCGACAGUAAGGGAAGAGAGGCAGGAGCAAAGGAGGCAAAGUUCCGCUUGGAUACCCAGGGUACCGCCAGCCCGCAGGCUGACUCUAUGACAGAGACCAUAGCAGAAAACAUUGUCACCACCAUCCUUAAGCAGUUUACCCGGUCUCCAGACGCCGAAGAGGAGGCGGGUGCUUUCCCAGACACAAAGGUCACUUACGUGGACAGGAAAGAGCUUCCUGGUGAGAGGAAAACCAGGACAGAAAUUGUUGUGGAGUCUAAGCUGACGGAAGAUGUUGACAUUUCUGAUGAAGCCGGCCUGGACUACCUUUUAAGCAAGGAUGUCAAGGAAGUGGGACUGAAGGGGAAGUCAGCUGAGACAAUGAUAGGAGAGAUGAUCAACCUGGGGCUGAAAGGGAGGGAGGGGAGAGCCAAAGUCGUAAACGUGGAGAUUGUGGAAGAGCCCAUGAGCUACCUAGGCGGUGGGAAAACCGAGUUUUCUACCCCCUUCCAAGUGGAAGAAGUCGAUGAUGCAUCUUCCAGCCCCAAGGGGUUUGUUGAGGAAGAGGAUGGUGAAGGAGAGAGCCAUGCAGCGUUCUCAAUGCAUCAACGUCAAAGGACCAGCCAGCCCCAGGGGAACGUCCCUCACGUGGAAGAAGUGAUGGAGGCAGGUGACUCAGAGGGAGAGCAGAGUUACUACGUGUCGACCCCAGACGAGUACCCUGGCGGGCAUGACCGAGAAGACGAUGGCUCAGUGUAUGGGCAAAUCCACAUUGAGGAAGAGUCCACCAUCCGGUACUCAUGGCAAGAUGAAAUUGCACAGGGGACUUGGAGAAGGAAAGCAAGAGAUGACACAGGGGAAGAGAAGCAUGUGAAGGUCCUGGAAGUCCCAGCACCUCCCCUGGGUGGCGCCUUCGGUUCUGCUCACUUGAAGGAAGAAGCCAGUGGCGAGCUGCAUGCCGAGCCCACAGUCAUUGAGAAGGAAAUCAAAAUACCGCACGACCUCCACACCUCCAUCAAGGGUGUCUUCUCCAGUGAGCCCCGGCACCAGCUGGUGGAGGUCAUCGGACAGCUGGAGGAGACCUUGCCUGAGCGUAUGAAAGAGGAGCUGUCUGCCCUGACCAGACAGGGUCAAGGAGAGCCAGGGAGUGUCUCGGUGGAUGUGAAGAAAGUCCAGAGCUCUGCUAGUGGCUCCGUGACCUUGAUGGCUGAGGUCAACCUGUCACAGACUGUAGAUGCUGAUCAGUUAGAUCUGGAGGAGUUGAGCAGGGAUGAAGCUGGGGAAAUAGAGAGGGCUGUGGAGUCAGUGGUAAGAGAGAGCUUGACCAAGCGCUCCAGCCCACUGCCUAGAAGCCCAGAGAGAGACGACAGAGAGGAGGUGCCUGCUGGUGGCACUGUCUUCAAGCGCUGGGCGACCAGGGAACUGUACAGCCCAUCUGGUGAGAGGGACGAUGACGGCCGGGUCUCUCGCAGCUCAGAUCAGCGUGUUACACAGGGCCCAGUGUCGGCCACUGUGGAGGUCACCAGCCCAACGGGCUUUAUAAGGUCUCAUGUGCUGGAGGAUGUAAACCAGUCUGUAAGGCGUGUUAAGCUAGGCCCCACGGAAAUGUGGAGGACUGAGCAGGUGUCCUGUGGAGGGCCCACGUCACAGGUGGUGGAGGUAAGUGGGGACGUCCGGGAGGCAGUCAGCUCAGAGGGACCCAGCCGCUCCGAGAGGCACAUCACACUGGGUCCCCAUCCAAGUCAAGUAUCCACAGAGGUCAUCUUGCGAGGCUCUGUGCCUGCCUGGCAGAUCACAGGAGACACAGAAGAGCCUGGCCCGGCAGCACCGUCUGCAAAAGCCGACGUGUCAGGGAACCACAGGAUGCCUGGCUCUGAGCAGUUCCCCUCUGAAAAGGAAAUUCAUUUUCAGGGUCCUAUUUCUGGGGCCGCCCAGGUCGGUACUGGCUUUGCAGCCGAAGGGUCAGUGGGUACCCAGACUUUUGUUAGGCAUCUCCAGUUAGACCCGAAGGAAGGGUUUAGAGAAGAAAUCCAGUUCAUAGCUCCCAUCCCAGACAGAGUGGGGUGGGAAGUAGAGGAGGCAUCUGGGUACAGCAGAGUUUCUCCAGGGAGGAGUACGCCCAUCCAGCACGCUGACACUGUGUCUCAGAGGCAGCAAACCUCCAAGCAGGUGGCCGCACAGACAUUGGAGUUUAGGGACUCGCUCCUGGUGGAGGGCUCAGCAGGCACAGCCCAGGCCUCAGGUAGAGAAAUUUUCAGGAACAAAGAGAACACAUUCCAAAGGGUUGUUUCUGGGUCUCCCCUGGAUAGUGUGGGGGACACAGGAGCAGAGGCGACAGCAGGCAUCAGCAGAUCCUUUAGGGAGAUUCAGAUCAGCCCUCUAGAGAAGGAACCCUCUGAGCACAUUGUUGCCCAUGGACUCAUGUCUAAAACAUUUGUGCUCGAUGGCUCCGUGGCCUCCCCCGAGCUAGUUGGGUUAGCAGAUGGCAGUAGCGGCACAAGUCAUAUUACACUGGGGCCCAAAGACACUUCAUUUACUUUUCAGAUGGAUGUGAGUCACACAAGGGCCCUUCGAGGCUGGACCCAAGACACAGGGCAGGAAGUGGAAGCUCUCAGUGGGUCUGACAGUGGUGGCUGGAGAACUGCUCCCGGUAGGGAGGAGCAGGCAGCCAGCAUGAGCUCUCAGGCCUCCGAUGGGGAUGGACACCAGACCCGUGGAGAGAAAGGCCCGGAGCAGGCUGGAUUUGACAAGACGGUGCAGCUGCAGAGAAUGGUAGACCAAAGGUCGGUGGCUUCAGAUGAGAAGAAAGUGGCCCUUCUCUAUCUAGACAACGAGGAGGAAGAGGAGGGUGAUGGAUGGUUUUGAUAAAUGGAACUAUCUCAUCUUUCCUGGCACUUUGGAAACCUGUCGGUGUACAAAGCCCUUAACAUGCCAACAUACGAAGCCUUCACUAAGUGUACGGAGGGAGGGGGAAGCUGGUUCUUGAUACCGUUAUUUAGAGAACCCUAGGCAGAAUCAGUUCGAUUUAUAAAGGUUUGAGAUUUUACAUUUGAGUUGGGACUUUCACAGACACUUUUCAUCUUUUUAGUCUGAAGAAAUCCUGUCUCUAAACUUCCUCUCCAUGCACGAAGACAGUUUAUGGGAGUUUUGCACCAGGUCACGGGCGUGGCUUACAUCUGUUCUACUGUUUAUCUAUAGGCAAGACACCUUAAUAGUAAAUAGAUUAAAACAAUAUACUUAAGGGCAGGCUUUAUUUGCAUGUGCUAAUAUCGAACAAUCAAACUAACACUGGAAAGGAAAGUACCUGGAUUUUCCUCUUUCCUAAGUCAUUUCAAAAAGAUUAUAGAAAGGAAGCAAGACUGUAUGUUUGAAAAAAAAACCUUACUAGAUGAUAUCUUUAAGAAAGAGUUAAUUAUCAUAAACUUAAAAUUAUUUUCAGAUUGAAUGAGCUGCUUUUGAAGGGGGAAGGCUUAGAAUUAUUUAUAAAGAGUGCAGCUGUGGUCUGUUGUGCUGCUUCAGGUCUAUGUGUCUGUCCUGAUGGUAGGAUUUCCUGGCCCCGGCCACAGGCAUGAGCAACCGAGAAUGAGAAUUGUUCACAGCAUCCUUUAGGUCUUUACUGUACUACGUGGUGAGGUAGCAGAGUGCCUUUUUGUCCUGACCGAAUCCCUGGAGUAACCUCUGCUAGUGUUUCUCAAACUGUGAGUUGAGACUCCUUUUGGGGGAGGGGCUUGUUGACAGACUCUUUCAAAGGGGUGUCCGACAACCAUCAGAAAACAGAAAUAUGUACAUUAGGAUUCCUAACAGUAGCAAAAUUACUACUGAUUUUAGGAAGUAGCAAUAGAAUACUUCUGUGAUUUCGUCACGCAACAUGAGUUGCUGUAUGAAAGGGUCGCAAGCCUUAGGAAGGUUGAGAACUGCUAUGCUAGAGGCCGCAUUCCCAUCCUCUCCGUGCCAUAAGCCUCAGUACCAGAAUUUCCACUCUCACCGGUAAGAGGCAACUGUAUGGGCAGUGAAGACGCACAGAUGCUUAGACCUUAGACAGCAACUGGACUGGCAAAUUGGCCCUGGCAGAAACAUCAGAAGCACAAAGUAGAUAGUGAUUCUCAAAUCGGCACUCUCUUGGGCUGGAGCGCCUUCUGAGCUCCUAGAAUGAAGGACAAGAAAAGCACCAUCCUUGAACAAACCUCACAAAAGCUUUUUGCACUUUGAGCAGAAAUCCUGAGGGUGGGGGUUAUUUGUGUAGAAUAUAGUAUUCAGGGGAAGGAGCCAGGUGCUUCCCACAUUGAGGAACUCUAGGCAGACUCUGACAGAUGACAAAGCUCCCCCUCCCCCCACCUGUCCUGGUGGACCGGAAGUUGUGCACCAUUGAGGGCGAGUGUGCUCCUUUGGAAUUGUCCUUUUACACAUGGAGAUUGUUUUUGAAGCUCUCAUCUGAAGAUUUGGCAUCACAUAAAAGACAACUUCUACAGAGCAGCAUUCUGUGAGAGCAGAAUAGUAGCUUACAAUCGUCUGGGCCGUGCUUUUGAACCCAGGCUGCAGAGCUGCCUGUAGGGCACUGAGGAAGAAGGAUCCGAGGCGAUGCCAUCUUCAGGUAGGGAGGAGCAUGGUGCAGGAGAGCCUCCCUCACAGCUCUUCCUGUGGCUCCAGCAGGUGGGGGGCGGGGGAGGAGGUUUUUCCUUGCUAAGUGGAUGAGAAUUGCAGCACAGCUUAAGAUGAUCUGCUUUUCAAAUGCCUUGCAUCAGGGUACAAGAAGGUUUGAAUGGGAGGUUUUAAGCCUUUGUUACCCAUCUGCCAAAGAUGAACUCAUGGUUGUCAGCCCAAUACAGAAGUGACCGCCUUGGCUUGUCAUUUCUAAUACUGUCAGGGAUGCGCUGGUUUAUCUUUUUACUGUAAUCAGCAAGCCUGAGUGAUUUAUUAGGAUGUGGUUGAGGUGAACAGCCUUGGUGUAAUGACACAAGACAUUGUAGAGUUUAUUGUAGAGUCCAAGUGGGCUUAGCUGGAUGCCAUUGUCAAGAGUUCAUGAACUUGUCCACGGAUGCUGGUGUGAGCAGGCUAUAGAUAUCAUGGCCACUUCUACUUAGCUUGAAAAAUAAAUGUCCUAGAACUAAAUACUAAUUUUCAUUUCUAAGUUGGAAUGCGCACCAAGGUGCUGUUGUAUUUGAAGCCUUUACCAGGAUGGAGGAGUCCUCAGCUGUCAUCGGUUACUGGGUCCCGGGUCACUGCCAUUGCUACUGUAGCGGGUCACCCCAGAGUUCCCCGAGGUGUUUGAAAUGAGUCACUCUGGGGUCAAAUCAACGCUGUGGUAGGGCGAGUGAGGGUGGGCACACCCAAUCUCUCCCAGUUUAUUUUUGUUGAGACUACAAGACACUGACUGUUUCUCAGCUUCCCACUGGUUGUUUUUGAAAGUGUGUUUCAACUGUUUAUUUAGAAUUAUCUAAGCAGCUUAUUUUACUAACCUCCUGUUCCCUACAAAGGGAAAUGUCACAAGAAUGUGUAGAAAUAAAGAUAUG